UCCGUCCUUAUUUUACAAUAACCCGAAGCGAACCAUAUUUUUUUCUUGUGGUUUAAAUUCGGUUCCUCUAUUUCUCGAACUACCCUAAAAACUGAACUCAGUACAUGCGUUAUCCCGAAUGGCAUCACUUAACGCUACUGUGAGCCUCACACUUUCGAACCACCGCUUAAAGCUAACGUCCGCAGCACUGUCACCUCCGGUAUGGAAGCAGAGCCGGCGAGUAAUCUCCGUCUCCUUCUUCCUCUCCCGCUUCGUCCUCCUCCCUAACGAUGCCAUAGCUGGUAGCUUAAUUGAUAAGUACGUCAAGAGGAAAAAACUUGAUCCACUUGAAGCAUAUGUACCACCAGUUAUUCUAGCUCAGCUACAAAUCCAGGAUCUUGAGCAAAUUUUAAAUGUGGAGAAACCUGAAUUCGAGGCUUGCAGAUCGCUACUUCGAUCUGGUCCUGCUAGCUCCUUGCGUGUAAACAUUCGAGCUGUUGCUCAGUACGCUUCAGAUGCUGGUUACUCCCAAACCGCGUCUAACGACGUUGAUCGAUGUCUAAGAGCAUUGGAAGAAAUGGAUUCGCUGUUUCUACGUGCUUCGAGGAAAGAUCCGAAUGCAACUGUUGAGUUGAUGAAGUCACAGCUUGGAACAGCGUUAACAGCACUGGACAGCAUUCUACAAACAGUUCCUUCUCAAGUGCUUGAUAAAGGCAAAGCUAUGGCGGAAGUCUACAGAUCACCAUCUGAAGAAGACGAUGUUUCAGACUCCUCCGAGUUACAGUAGCUCCAGUCUAUACUGUGAGUGAUGCCUCAACAUUGGUAUCAAAAUCCUCUGAUUCCGUGUACGAUCAUGCAUUGUUAACCUCCAUUCGUGAAGGAGAUGUAACAUUUGCGUAUAUUAAAAAACCUGAACAGGGUGCUGUUUUAGUAAUUGUCUCAUAUACAAUCAGAUGACAUGACUUGUUUAAAUGUAUUAUUGAAACCAAUGACUGCAUGAACAGGGUCCUGCUAUUAUAAUUGUCUCCAAUCUGUAGAAAAAUUGGCGCUAAGAAGUAACAAUAUAAAGUUUGUAGCAUGU
Molecule: messenger RNA, 1060 nt
Organism: Thlaspi arvense
Lineage: Eukaryota; Viridiplantae; Streptophyta; Magnoliopsida; Brassicales; Brassicaceae
Source: the annotation of a GenBank genome assembly